Messenger RNA from Anopheles moucheti, 1679 nucleotides. RefSeq lists its product as uncharacterized. Lineage: Eukaryota; Metazoa; Arthropoda; Insecta; Diptera; Culicidae. The coding region runs from base 376 to 1308 and encodes 310 amino acids. The record is from RefSeq and is a predicted model, not a curated record. The transcript has 4 exons.
AUUCCCGUUUGGCGUUGCAAACAGAGAUGGAUUAAAGUUUCAUUUCACAUCGACAACUAUAUUCGCGUACCAGUGAAGACCGUCAACUAUUAGAAGCCAUAAAAAUAAAAGCUAUCGGUGCAAAGCAACAUACUAGUAGUUUAGUGACCAAUCGAUUGAAAAUCACAUGAAUUCCUUAUGAUUUUCUAUCGCUACCAGAACAAGUGUUUAACGAUCGUCAUGUGAGUGAUCCGAAUUUAUAUGGGUAUAGUGAUACAGAAAGAUUAACUACCGAUUUAAAGGCCACACCAUCGAUAAAGUGAUUAUAAAACGUGAUUGCAGUAGCGGAAAGUGUUUGCAGUAUUCAACCCAGGAUUAGUAAAAGCUUCCUGCAAUAUGCUUCCUGUCUUAACAGAUUUUAGUACAUUUUUCAACAGACUUUGCAUAGUGGUGACAGUAUUUAUAACCGUGAAUCUUGGACGAAUACGGGCCGAUAACUGUGGGCAGGAGGAGCUGACCAAGUGUGCCCGUCCGUUCCAAGUAAUACAAUCGACGACGGAUCUGUCCAUAGCGACGAAAAAGGAGGAUCUGGAUAAAAUAUGCCCUGAUCUAAAUAAUGGGCUACACUGUAUACGCAGCUACACGCGACGUUGUAUGACCCUGGAGCAGCGCAACCGAUUCAACAAGCUGUACAACGGAACUAACCAAUUCGUGCGAGACCUUUGCAAUGAGGGUGACUACCAGCGCGAAUUCCUUUCACACGCACCCUGCCUACAGUUGGUCCGACCGGACUAUGAAGUUUGCGGACGACGGUACCAUCACACCGUAACGGCAAUAACGCAACAGUUCCAGCCCGAGGAUCACCAACACCAGCAUCAUCACGGACACCAGGGGCCGCAACAGACGGACGGGGAGUUAAGUGAUCGCCAGCACGAACGGCGCCAUCGGAACCAUCGGACGGCCAGCCGCACCGAUGAGGAUGACGUGCUGAGGGUGUGCUGUUCGUUCAUGGAGUAUCUCGAUUGUUCGGAAUCGGCAGCCAGAAAUACGUGCGGUCGCGAUACGGCCAGGUUCACACGCGGCUUCUUGGACAAGAUGUCGUCGACGUUAAUCAAGAUGUACUGUGAGGAUUACUACAAAUCAAACAAAUGUCCUUCAAUGUACACAUCGUCGUCCAGCAGUCGUUGGAGUCAAUUACACAGUGCAAUACUCCUUCUGGUUCCCACGAUCAUUAGCUCCAUCAGCAGCUGGUCUUCCUUCUGGUGGACGUUUCGAUCAGACGCUGCGUUACGGUUACGAAAAUGUAACGUUCCAAGCGUUAUUCUAUAAAAUUAUCAAACAGCUUAAUACCUGCUUUCGCUGGCUAUUGUAUCAUUCGAGAAUAUUCAGCUAAUGUAAUUUAGUAUAGUAUAGCACAUAGAACUAAUUCGGAUUCACUCACUUUCCGUAUUAUCUCGGCAUAGGUAGCAAUCGUAUCUCCGACGAGGCAUUACACAUAAAUUGUUUCAUUCUUGUCUGUUUAGUUAAUUUAAAAAAAAGGCAAAGCCGUUAUCUUAAGACGUCACUAUUACAUAAAAUGACAAAUUAAUUUUAAACACCCGAAUGAUCCGUGCCCGUAGUUCCCCUUCCGUCGCACCAUGAUUGGCAAAUUGGACACAAUACAGGCAAUGGGGCAGGGCAAUCGUUUGAAUUGUGCUCUC